CCUCCAAUAACCCCAAAGACCAAAAAAAGCAAGCAAUGGAUUCUCUCAAAAUUUUCAAAGGCUACGACAAAGUUGAAACCAACCUCGAAGAUCAACAAACACAGCAACAGCAUCGCCACGAAAUCUCCAAACCCCUCAUCGCCACAAUUUCCAUCAUCAUCAUCACCAUCUUCUUCCUAACCCUCACUUUAUCCUUCACCCUCUUCUUCCACCACACCGACUCACAAACCCCCCUCAAAUCAGCCAACUCAAUCAGAUCCAUUUGCAACGUAACUCGCUUCCCCGACUCAUGCUUCACCGCUCUAUCUCCCUCCUCAGAAAACCUCACCAACCCAAACUCCAUCCUCAAACUCUCCAUCCUCGCCUCCGUCGCCGAACUCUCCAAACUCAAUCUCGCUUCAUCGCUAAAAGCCGAUUCCGACAAACGCGCGCUCGAUGAUUGCAAGGAACUAAUAAACAACGCGGUGAGUCGACUCAACGAGUCUGUUUCGACGGUUCCUGACGGUGCCGUUACGUUGACGGAGGGGAAAAUUAAAGAUAUUCAGACGUGGGUUAGUGCCGCGUUGACGGAUCAACAAACGUGCGUUGAUGGGAUAGAAGAAGUUGGGGUUUCUUUGGAUACCCUUGAAAAGGUAAAGAAAAUGAUGCAGAAAUCAAAUGAGUAUACCAGCAAUAGUUUGGCUAUUGUGGCUAAUAUAAACAAUUUGUUACCAAUUCACUAAAAAAAAUUCAUAUUCUUUCUUGUUUAUUUAUAUUGUAAAAAUAAUAAUUGUGAAAUUUGUUUACUCUUGUGUUUGAAUAUGAUUGUAACUAUAUGUAUAUUUGUAUUUCUGGGGAAUGGAUUGAUUUCAUGCUUGUUUAA
This is a messenger RNA of Vicia villosa (hairy vetch), 862 nucleotides long. RefSeq names its product putative pectinesterase/pectinesterase inhibitor 26. Gene Ontology annotation, molecular function: enzyme inhibitor activity. The transcript has a single exon. Bases 36 to 722 code for a protein of 228 amino acids. NCBI's taxonomy places the organism in Eukaryota, Viridiplantae, Streptophyta, Magnoliopsida, Fabales, Fabaceae. The record is from RefSeq and is a predicted model, not a curated record.